This is a messenger RNA of Phodopus roborovskii (desert hamster), 860 nucleotides long. It is a transcript of the gene Dpm2, whose product is annotated as dolichyl-phosphate mannosyltransferase subunit 2, regulatory. Gene Ontology annotation, biological process: GPI anchor biosynthetic process. Gene Ontology annotation, molecular function: enzyme regulator activity. The transcript has 4 exons. Bases 70 to 324 code for a protein of 84 amino acids. NCBI's taxonomy places the organism in Eukaryota, Metazoa, Chordata, Mammalia, Rodentia, Cricetidae. Gene Ontology annotation, cellular component: dolichol-phosphate-mannose synthase complex; endoplasmic reticulum membrane. The record is from RefSeq and is a predicted model, not a curated record.
AUUUACAAGCCGGAAAGUACUGAAUUAAGAACCGGAUGUGUCCUGUUGCUCCUGCGAAACGCUGGGGACAUGGCCACCGGGACAGACCAAGUAGUGGGAUUUGGCCUCGUCGCUGUUAGCCUGAUCAUCUUCACCUACUACACCACUUGGGUGAUUCUUUUGCCCUUCAUUGACAGCCAGCAUGUCAUCCACAAGUACUUCCUGCCUCGUGCCUAUGCUGUCCUCAUUCCACUGGCCACGGGCCUCCUGUUGCUCCUAUUUGUGGGGUUGUUUAUCACCUACGUGAUGCUGAAGAGCCGAAGGGUGACCAAGAAGGCUCAGUGAGGGUCCAGCAGGGAUGAGGAUACCAGCCUUCUCCAUAUCUCCUCCAGGAAAGGGACCAAGGGUCACACCCUGCUAGACAGUCAGCCCGGCUGUGCUGCAGCCCUCUUUGGGAGCUGGGGCUGCUUACAGCCCAACUGAUGACAAACUGGAGCCCUCUCCUCUCUUAUUCGUCCUUCCAGAAGCCAAGAGGAAGGUGGAUCGCGAAACCUCUCCCUCACCGCUACGGGCUCAGGGUCUGAACAUUGCUGGUCCUGUCCGCCUCAGGCAGUCAAGCUCCCUGCCACUCCCACAGGGUUCUGCUCUCUUGCCUGUUUUCCUCCUGCCAUGUGCUGAUAGGUGCAUCAGGCUCCAUGGUUGUGUGCAGCCAACCUGUCUCUUCACAUGGCAGCUCUUCUGAGUCUGACACUGUUCAGACUCCAUGAGGACCUCUGGACCCAGAAAAACCCUAGGGGAAGACUGACAAACCACAGAUCCCAAUUGACCUGUUUGGAAAAACUUACAAAUAAAUGUUGAUCAUGUUGGUGUUGUCUCUGCCA